Messenger RNA from Alternaria atra, 558 nucleotides. RefSeq lists its product as uncharacterized. The record is from RefSeq and is a predicted model, not a curated record. The transcript has a single exon. Lineage: Eukaryota; Fungi; Ascomycota; Dothideomycetes; Pleosporales; Pleosporaceae. The coding region runs from base 1 to 558 and encodes 185 amino acids.
AUGAAGCUCGUUGCCAUCCUUGCCCUGUGCAGUAUAGGGGUCACGACAAGGGCUCUUGCUACGCAGACGACUAGCGGGCCUGGCGACAGAAAGCCCCUUUAUGAUGCUCUUCCUGCUGGAGCACCAGACGGCCUACACAUGGGGAGCUUGAACCCAGAUGGCACAACCCACUGGGAGUACAUUGGAGAAGCGGAAUACCUGCCUUUCAACAGUAGCGAACUUCCAAGCGGUGUGCCAACCAUCCUUACCAAGCGAUCGGACUAUGGCACUCACUGCGACGGCGGAUAUCUUCCUGAUUCCGAAUGGACACGUGCCGCGAGCGGUCUCCAACAAAUCUGUGGCGAUGGCCGUGAUUACACCGGUGUCCUUACUUAUCAGUACGGCUCCACGAUUGCCUAUGCCUGUAACUACGGAAAUGGUCAGAGGUGCGUCUCGCAUGAUGUUUGGAAUUACCAGACCCAGCUUCGGAACGCCUGUUAUGAACAGCGAGGGUGGUUCUCUAUUCCAAGUGCAAAAUUGUCCUAUGGUAUGACGCUUGUCCACAACGGGUUUUGCUAG